GGCCUUGCCCCAUCGAGACCUCGGGGACCCGCUCCCCUUUCCCUCUCUCUUGCUCCCUGGAGGGAUCGUCCUGGAGUUCGGCUGUAGAACAGCAGGAUGGGCUGUCCCUCUCUGUCUCCAUCUCCUCCCCUCCGGACGCCCGCAUCGGCCGAUACCGCCUGGUCCUGGACGCCUCCACCCAGUAUCAGGGCUCCAGCUUCAACCUGGGCGAGUUUGUCCUGCUCUUCAACCCCUGGUGUCCAGAGGACUCUACGUAUAUGGAGAACGAUGAGGACCGCGUUGAGUAUGUGCUGACCCAACAAGGCCUGAUCUACCAAGGAUCGAAGGACUACAUCAUCUCCAUCCCCUGGAACUUCGGACAGGUGAGCUGUUCUCUUGUUCUGCUAGGGGUAAGACCGCCUCUCCUGGAGGGUAUCUGUCUAUCCCACCACAUCAGGAGAGGUGGAAGAACUUCAGGUCCCUUCCAUUAAACAUGGCCACCUGGUAGGACCACUUUUUCUGGAGUGGCAGAUCUUUGGACAAAGAUCUUGCCAAGAGACU
This is a messenger RNA of Pseudonaja textilis, 540 nucleotides long. The record is from RefSeq and is a predicted model, not a curated record. Lineage: Eukaryota; Metazoa; Chordata; Lepidosauria; Squamata; Elapidae.